AGUCCUGGUGUCCACCUCCUCCAUCUUCAUCUCCACCUCCUCCACACAUCUCCACCUCCUCCAUCUUCAUCAGUCCUCAACAUGGAGGCUCUGGGAGGUUAUCCAUCUAAAGCUUCCAGCUCCAGACCUCGGCUCAUGUCCCUCAUCAUCACUGUGACUCUCUGCAUCUCCUCGCUUUAUCUCCUGCAUGCAAAAAUCUCCAGGAACCGCAAACACGCGAGUUUUUACUCUUUCCACGUGACAGACACGAAGGGGAGAAGCGUGUCACUGGACAAAUAUCGGGGAAAAGUGUCUCUGGUUGUAAAUGUGGCGAGUCACAGCGAACAGACUGAGCAGAAUUACAGAGAGCUGCAGGAGCUGCACCGGGCUCUCGGCUCGACUCACUUCACCGUGUUGGCUUUCCCGUGUGCGCAGUACGGAGACACAGAACCGGGGACGGGUCGAGAUGCGGAGGCCUUUGCGAGAUCCAACUACGCCGUCACUUUCCCCUUCUUCAACAUGAUAAAAAUCAUGGGGUCAGAGGUGGAGCCGGCCUUUAGGUUCCUCACAGAUUCAGUUCAACAAAUACCAAAGUGGAACUUCUGGAAGUUUCUGGUGAGCGCUGAGGGUCAGGUUCUGCGGGUGUGGAAGCCGGAGGAACCGAUGGAAGAAAUCAGGAAGGAAGCGACUGCUCUGGUGCGAGAAAUUAUACUGAAAAAGAGACAUGAGCUCUGAGAGUGAUUCUGUAUGUGAGGUGGAAAAAUUCAGAGAGAAACGACGCCUCAGUGUGGAGCUGGAAGAGAACGGACAACUCUACGUGUGGUUUAGGAGUGUGUGUGUGUGUGUGUGUGUGUGUGUGUGUGUGUGUGUGUGUGUGUGUGUGUGUGUGU
Messenger RNA from Tachysurus fulvidraco (yellow catfish), 869 nucleotides. RefSeq names its product glutathione peroxidase 8 (putative) (gene gpx8). Gene Ontology annotation, biological process: response to oxidative stress. Bases 82 to 714 code for a protein of 210 amino acids. The transcript has 3 exons. NCBI's taxonomy places the organism in Eukaryota, Metazoa, Chordata, Actinopteri, Siluriformes, Bagridae. The record is from RefSeq and is a predicted model, not a curated record. Gene Ontology annotation, molecular function: glutathione peroxidase activity.